This is a messenger RNA of Vespa crabro (European hornet), 4868 nucleotides long. RefSeq lists its product as uncharacterized. The record is from RefSeq and is a predicted model, not a curated record. Gene Ontology annotation, molecular function: growth factor activity; Toll binding. Bases 2668 to 3378 code for a protein of 236 amino acids. NCBI's taxonomy places the organism in Eukaryota, Metazoa, Arthropoda, Insecta, Hymenoptera, Vespidae. The transcript has 5 exons. Gene Ontology annotation, cellular component: extracellular region. Gene Ontology annotation, biological process: regulation of Toll signaling pathway; central nervous system formation; innate immune response.
UGCUGCUGUCUAUGCCAGGCUUUGGCCGACGAGCGUCGUCGAGUCAGUGCGACUCGUGAUUUCCGUGCGAGCGCCGGCCUCGCGUACGUCGAGACGGUGCCGUGUCUUCUCGGCCGGUCUCUUCCUUUAACGAGAGACACGCGAACAAAAGGAAGAAAGAAAAUUUCUAUCCAAAUAUUCGUAAAAAAAAAAUAGAUAAAUAGGAAAGAAAAUCAAAACAAAUAAACGAACGAACAAAAAAAAAAAAAAAAUAUAUAUAUAUAUAUAUAUAUAUAUAUAAAAGAAAAAAGAAAGAAAGAAAAGGAAAAGCAAUUAUCAAGAACAGCAAUUUUUUUCGUACAUCGUACCGUGAGAUGAAUGGACCUAAAGAGGAUCAGGUGAUUCAGGUUGUAGGGAAAAUCUAUUGAUCUUGAUAAGAUUACAAAGGAUAGCUAGCUCUAAAUCGAUAAAGCUAAAGAAAACGGUUCAGUGAUCCUUUUCACGCAAAGAAAGAGAGAGAGAGAGAGAGAGAGAGAGAGAGAGAGAGAGAGAGAGAGCGUCUGUGCUUUCAGAGAAUUUAGAUCUAUAGAAAGAUCGUGGGUGGAUGCUGGAAGCUCCUCUCGAUCGAUUCUCGGUGAAGAGACGCGUGGGUGGUAGGAUCAUCGUGUUAAUUGUUAGUGAUCACAAAGGGGCCAGUGAUCGCGAUGUUAACGUUCAUCGUUUAUUAUUAAUAAAAACGAAAAGAUUUUCGUUAGCUCAUUUGCGAGUGAGGUUAAGGAAAGUUAGACAAGUAGAUUGAGACAAGAGAAUUAAAAUAAAAAAAGAAAAAAAAAAAAAAGAAAAAAAAUAUAAAGAUAAAAAAUGCCUCGAUCCUUGACGGGACUCCGUCGAAUUGUGUACAUUACGAGUUAACGCCUUGCGCGGUUUCCUCGUCGUUUUGAGACGACUUAAGGACUGUCUUUGGGAUGGUUACGUAAACGGGCGCCAAGCCGAAAGGUGAUUUCUCGUGAAAGAGGAGAAAGAAGAUUACCGAAAAGCGAAUUGGCCAAAAAAAGAAAAAAAAUUCCACUCUCGUGGGAGCGCGUCAAAAAUACUUUCGUAAGAGAUUUACGAAAGUGUUUGAUGUUCAUUGAAAAGGAAUUAAAAAAAAAAAAAAAGAAAGAAAAGCGAAGAAAAGAAAAGGAAAAAAAAACGAGUCUCAUAGGAUUAAAGGGAAUACGGUAUAAAAUUCUAGUUAGCGAUGAGAAGAGGAGAAAUCGGCAAACGAGUACGAUCGAACGCGAGGCGGUAAAUCGUCGUCGUUCGUUGCUCGUCAACGUCGUCAGUAGAUACGUAUACGAGACAAUCGCUAUUAUCAGGUGUUUCAGUCUCGGCUCAGAGUCAAGAGCGAUAACCUCGUGAGUGUUGGCGAAUCGAAGUAAACAUAGGAGAGAUCGAGAUUGCGGUCGAUUUAUCGAUCGAUCGAUCUAUCGAUUGGCUCGAUUCUUCCUCAAUGUCGAGUAAAGAUCUAUUCUCUUUAGGCGAGAAGUAAUAUCAAAGAAAAUUGACCGAGGCUAAGAGAGAAUCUUGAAGAGAAAGAGUUUCGAAGGGAAGUCUGGAAGCUAUUGAUCGGAAGGAAACGUCGUAUAUCUUGGCAGUAAUGCGCACAAAUUAUGCGUCUUGCGGCUCCGUCGAGCGACGGCCACUGAGAAGAAGCACGGAGUUACGCGUUUACACUUACGGAUAAUCCAUUGGUUCUUUCUCUCUCUCUCUCUCUCUCUUCCUCUCCCUCUUCCUUUUCCUCUCCCUCUUAUUUUCCUUUCUCUUUUUAUCCUCCUCACGCUGCUUUUCAAGAUCUUCUUAUUAUUCUUCGUCCUUUAGCUUUAUCCUCCAUCUUUUUGGUUGCAGCAGCAGACUUUCGCUCGAUCCAAGAACCUCUUCUCUUCUCUUUUCUUCUCUUCUCUUCUCUUCUCUUCUCUUCGUUUCUUUCUCUUCUUCUCCUUCCUUUCUUCUUUCCCUCGGCCGUCCGUCCAAUCGAGCAAGACGUCGCUUCGAGCGCCGUUUAUUCGCGAAAUUCCACCUUCAACCCCAAGACGCCUCCGCGCCGAGUUCCUAUGACGCAUUCAAGUUCCUCCACGAAGAUAUACCAUCGACGGCCACGGAUACUUCUUGGUCACUUCGUCUAUGCUCUUCGAUGAAGAAUAUAGUUCGUUACGAAACAAUCGAGUCGAAUAAAUUUAAUUGUGAUUAUGGUGCCUUCUUCCAAAGUCAAGUCAAGCAAAUCGUUAGUGUGAACUAUGUACGAAGGUUGAAUUUUCGCAAAAGUGUUCAAUAUUAAUAUCUCGCGAGAAACGUCAAAGAAAAGAAAAAGAAAAUUGAACGAGAGGAGGACGAGAAGAGGAAGAAUCCUUUCGGAAUAUAUUCACGGAGGGCUGAAGUGCACCUGCGACUCACGUCACGGAAUUUCCUCUUUCGUCCACCGUGAUCGGUGCGGUAGUCAUGUCACGGCCGAAUCGACCCGGCGGAUCACGAGAAAUCGACGUGGAGGAGCCCGGAGAAACGGAUUAUCGGCCGGCCAUCCUUGGAUUUCGAACCGAGUGAAAUCGCACGCGAGAGAUCGCCGUUCGAUAAUAACAAUCGAGGAUCGAUACGUGAAUUCGAUCCACAAGCUUGGAACCUACGGCCUCCCCGCUGGCCUGGCCAGCUACUAUGCGAAUUGAAGCUCUCAGCGCCCUCGUCGCGGUGGUUUGGCUGACCGCAGUCCUGUGCCCGCGGCUUGCUGCCGCCAACCUCACUUUAUCCUUUUCCUCUCGUAGAUCCAGAGAGCAUCCCUUCAGAGGACAUAUCUCUCGCUGGACGGUACCAUUGGAAGACACGAACAAGCGAAUGACGUACCGUGAGAUGCAGAUGGUUCUGCGCCAGGAGGGAGGCGAAGAUGGCCUCGCAGUCGACUGUUGUCCCACGAUAGAGGAAAUGGUCGAGCCCGUUGGCGGCCGAAAUCGGCAAGAUAUGUACGUCGAGCUCUAUCGAGACGGCGAAAAUGCCCAGAGGUUCUUCGAGUACUCCUGCAGGCCAGACGUCCUCGAUAAGCCCUGCAGGUUCGUUGACCGGAAGCUUAGUAACCAGUCGAGAUGCGUGCAGAAAUUCUCAUACACCUACGCUAUCGUCGAGAAUCCUGGAACGAAGGGAGGCUCCGAAGAACAUAGGAGGCACCAUCACAGGGAACACAGAUUUCCAACGUUUCCUGGAAACACAGUGAGCGGGUCAACGUGGACGUUGGACUACAUCAGGGUAAGAAGCGGCUGCAGCUGCGAGAUCAUGCCGAAGCCGAAAAAGAAGAAACCCAUGGCGACAAAGGCGAGAAAAGUGAAGAGCAAAUUGCGCCAACAAAGAGAUCAAGACUCAGACUUUGAGACGUGAGACUCGUGUUUGGUCGAACUGCAAUAUGAAAGAUAAAAUGUUACCAGUGGUCGGUUCGCUGAUCGCAGACAAAAAAAAGACGUUUUAACACGAGUAACGCCAUAUUUUCGAUGUUAUUCCGUUUAUAUAUAUAUAUAUAUGUACACACAUACACACACACAAACACACACACACACAUAUAUAUAUAUAUAUAUAUAUAUAUAUAAAACAUCGUACAUCGUUUAAUAAUUUCGUAUUCGCUUAACCAUUGCAUAUUUAUUGAUACUAAUUUACAUUGAAAUAUUGAAAAGGAAGUCGAUUCGUAUCUUUGUACUACCAUAAACGAAUGAUGAAUUAAACGUAAUAAUGUCGAAUGUGUUACAAUCGAAAUACGUUUCCUAACUCGAAAUACAUCGUCUACUUAAUUUAAUAUCUUAAUCGUAAGAACGAUUAUUCUAUUUCUUAUUGUUCUCUUUUUAUUUUUCUUUCUUUCUUUUUCUUUUUCUUUUUUUUUUUUUACUUACUCGACAAAUUUAUAUUAUGUAUUUUCUAUGUGCAUAUUAUAAAAUUGUAUCUAUUUUUAAUUAAGGAACUAUCUAUAAGAAAAAAAAAUACGAUUAGUUAUAACGUUUAAGGUAUUUGUGUUUCAUAGAUCUGGGCCGCUUCCUGUUUUAAUUCUUUUGUUUUGUUUCUUCCUUUUUUUUUAUUUUUAUUUUUAUUUUUUGUUUUUUUUUUUUUUUUUUCGUUCAAUAGGAAGACUUUUUUUCUCUUUCAAGAAGAGCCGAACGUAGUUUCUCUAGAACACACGCACUUAUUUAAUUCUUUACAAUUAUAAUAUUUAAUUAUGAUUAUUAGAUGUUCUUUCAUAAGGUGCUGUAUAAAGAAAUGAAAUGGUAUAGAAAGCGAGGUGUUGACUUUGCGAUAGCCAUGACAACUAUUAAUAAAUCUGAUUACUUUAAGGACAUAAAUCAAAAGUUACUUUCGUUAGAUGUGAACUAAAGUAUUGUUUCUUUUUUUUUUUUUUUUUUUUUUUUUUUUUUUUAUUUGAGCAUAAGUAUAUGUAUUAGUCGAUUUCUAAAGAAAUGUAUCGUAUCGUUUAAGUGUAUAUGUAUGAUUGUAUGUAUAUGUAAUAAUUCAGAUCAAUCUAAUCUCAAUAUUUUAUAAUAUUCGGUUUAUAAUAGGUUCAUAUUGUCAUUUGAAAAUUAAAUUAAAUGUUUUUACUAUUCGAAAAUGAACGUGUAUGUGUAUGUAUAUAUAUAUAUAUAUAUGCAUAUGUACAUGAUAAACGAUCGAUACAUUUCUAUACCUAUAGUAUUUUUAAUUAACGCAGAUCCUUAAGUAUUCGUACUGUUCUACAUUAUCGUAAUUGUCGUAUUAAUAGAUUUAAUAAACUGGCUUCGGCUUAAUUAUAUUCAUGUAUGAUACAUAAAACAUAGGGCUGACAGAAUAUUUUCUGUAUUGCCAUGUAAACAUUGUACAUAAACGUCAUUAAAUACAGUUGUUAUAAAACA